Messenger RNA from Sinocyclocheilus anshuiensis, 1530 nucleotides. Its product is annotated as prenylated Rab acceptor protein 1-like. Gene Ontology annotation, cellular component: Golgi apparatus. The record is from RefSeq and is a predicted model, not a curated record. Bases 68 to 640 code for a protein of 190 amino acids. Lineage: Eukaryota; Metazoa; Chordata; Actinopteri; Cypriniformes; Cyprinidae. The transcript is spliced from 6 exons.
AGAACCACAUCAUAUCCGCCGCACGGCAACACAUUGAACACAGCUACAGAAAGUACUACACACUGAAAUGGAUGGAAAAGCAAGUGACCCUUUCAGCAGUGAGGCAGAACAGCUUCCUGGGGCUGGAGUAGUGGGGAGGCUGUGGCUGCCCAAAGGUCUGUCUGGUAAUGUGAUUAAGGAUUGGGUUGACCGCAGGAGGAAGUCCAUCCGUCCGUGGGCCAGUUUUGUGGACCAGCGCAAGUUCUCCAAACCACGCAAUUUUGGAGAGCUGUGCCAGCGUGUGCUGAGGAACAUGAACACCUAUCACAGCAACUACACCUUCAUCUUCCUGGGACUCAUCCUCUACUGCAUCAUCAGUUCCCCAAUGCUCUUGAUUGCUUUGGGAGUGUUUGCUGGUGCCUUCUAUAUAAUUCACUUGAAAACGCUGGAAAAGAAGCUGGUUGUUUUCGGUCGUGAGUUGACUCAGGGACACCAGUUAGGUUUAGCAGGAGGGGUUUCCUUCCCUGUGUUCUGGCUCGCAGGUGCAGGAGCUGCUGUGUUCUGGUUACUAGGUGCUACACUAGCUGUUAUCGGGUCUCAUGCGGCAUUUCGUGAGCUGGAGUCGUCUGACAUAGAUGAGCUGCUCAUGGAACCUGUUUAAGCCUCUCACCUUUGACCUUUUGGCUCAUGUUAACCGACAAAGUCUUGCCUCAUCUUUUAGAUUGCCACAUAUUGGUUGCACUAAUUUAAAAAUAUCAGUUUACUCACAGUUUGGCCAGAAAUGCGGACUGUUAAACUGACAUUGCCCUCAACAGAUCAAGCACAUUGAAAGACCUCAAUUGCCUUUACUGGUACCUAUUGGAUAUCAUGUUCAUUUGUUACAUUAUUUAUUUCUACAGCAUCCUUAAAGCACAAACUAAACCCACAUGCAAAAAAAAUCCAGUUUAUUCAAUUAAUACUAUCUUUAAAGGCAUAGUUGACCCAAAACUGAAAACUGCUGUUCUGUGGAAUACAAAAGAAGAUAUUUUGAAAAACAGAUUCUUCAUUUAUGUUUCCAGGAGAUGGUUUAUACAGGUUUGGAAUGACAUGAGGGUGAGUAAAUCACAGGAUGAGCUAUCCUUUUAAAGGUUUUCAGAUCCUCUCGCACUAAAGGACAAAUACAAGGAAUAGUUUUUGAUCAAAAUGUUAUGCUAGAUCAUCCAAAAUAGCGAGGAAAAACAUUCAGACAACAAGAAUGUACUGUCUUGGCAGUUUGUGUGAUUUAUAGGGUACCGAUCAUUACAUAAUCAUUUGUCUUAAGCUAUAUUUAGGUCAUAUGUUGUUACGUCAGUCUUGUAUGAUUUAAUAACAGCAUGCGUGAGCAAAGAAAAAAAUGUAUUAUUGCUAUUCAGUGUAAUCAGUUUCUGAUGCCAAUAUUCCCAGUGGAAGUUUUUUUGUUUUUAUAUGUUCUCUCAUAUUAUGGAAAUGUUUGUUUAUCGUCUUUUAUUUUACAACUGGCUUCUGUUUUAUCAGUGAUUGGGAAGUGCAAUAAAAUGCUCAGCCUGUACAGUA